CAGCCGUCGCGUGUGACGUGACGCAGUACGCAGUGCGCGCGCCCCCGCCGUACGUAUAUGAACGUGCGCGCGACUCGGCUAAAUUCUUUUCGGCUCCAUCUUGUGAAGCGGCGGCGUCUCGUGCGUGACUGGAACCAUGCAGCUGUUCAUCCGUGCUCAGAACCUGCACACCCUUGAGGUGUCUGGACAGGAAACAGUAUCUCACCUUAAGGCUCACAUUGAGUCCCUGGAAGGCAUUGCACCAGAAGAUCAGGUGGUUCUCUUGGGUGGAACUCCUUUGGAGGAUGAAGCUAUCAUUGGGCAAUGUGGCAUCAGCGAACUUGCCACUCUGGAGGUGGCUGCUCGCAUGUUGGGUGGUAAGGUCCAUGGCUCCCUGGCUCGUGCUGGGAAGGUGAGAGGCCAGACUCCCAAGGUUGCCAAGCAAGAGAAGAAGAAGAAGAAGACUGGCCGUGCCAAGAGACGCAUGCAGUACAACCGGCGCUUUGUCAAUAUUGUGCCAGGCUUUGGCAAGAAGAAGGGCCCCAAUGCUAACUCCUAAAUCAUGCACCUCACCCAAUAAAUCAGAUGUCACUUGAG
Molecule: messenger RNA, 576 nt
Organism: Pelodiscus sinensis (Chinese soft-shelled turtle)
Lineage: Eukaryota; Metazoa; Chordata; Testudines; Trionychidae
Gene: FAU
Product: FAU ubiquitin like and ribosomal protein S30 fusion
Biological process (GO): translation
Cellular component (GO): ribosome; cytosolic small ribosomal subunit
Molecular function (GO): protein binding; structural constituent of ribosome
Source: RefSeq, a predicted model, not a curated record